UGCUGCUUGUGUUGUUACAGCUGUUGGUAUCCUGCCUAUUUCGAUAAACCGUAGAUAUGUGCAACUUGUGCAGGGUUAGGUGUAUACAAGGCGAAUCUCUGCAGCUUGCACGCUACUUUUGAGAAACACUGGAUAUGUGCAAGGACAAUAUGCGAACCAUUUUUCUUCCAUCAGAAUUCCACUAACAGGGUUUUACUUCUGAAUAUUGGGAUUUACUGCCCUAUUUCCUUAUGAAGACAAAAUAUGCACAGACCAGCAGAAACUGUGCGUGAGAGAUGGUAUAAUGUGUACAGUAUUUCAGAUUUGGAUAACUGCUUUUAUCUACCCUUGUUUAUUCUUUUGCUUCACGUUUGUGGAACAUUCACGUGGAUUGGGAAAUGUUAUAACCGAUGAUGUCAACACAAUUCCCAUUCUGAAAGGGAAUAUACCAAAUGACUACAUUAUUAAAGUGCGCUAUGUUCCUCAGUCAGAAGAAUUGAAUGACAUAUGUUGGUUGAUGCUCAACAUCUAUGAACUGCAGUUAAGUUUAUACAGUCUUGCUGUUAAGUUUGCUGAAACCUCAUCCAACAGAGACAAUAUUACAAUUCUUAUAGACAUGGUGAUGAAAAUGCGGAGGCUCUUUGAAUAUGAGGAAGAGGACGUCAUUGGUGAUUACCACUGCCAUUAUCAAGACGGAAACUUUAAUACCAGUGUCUAUUUUGACUAUUUUAAAAAAAUUAUUAAAACGUAUGAAUUAAAUGAGAGGCAGUUCAUCUCUCCUGACUGUGUGUCUCCCCCUUGUCCUACGAGUGAAAUGACAACAUUAGUGGCAGGCUCCGUUACCAACUCCACUGAUCUGUUGAUAAUGACUACAACAGCUUGUGUAUCUUCAAGUGACUGUAGUACACAGGAAACAAGACAUGGUAAAAACCCUGAGGCUAAAACCAACACACAAGGAGCAGAAAAACUGCACAUACCACUCUACUUCUUACUUCUAAUACCAGUUUUUGGCAUUUUGCUGGUUUUGACAUGGAAGCAUACAAAAAAAAGAAGAAUGAAUACGCAAGCGAUACAUGAAAUUGAAACAUUGAGUGUUCAACACAAUGUAAAUCAAGAAGAUCCUGCAGAAGAAAAUUGACACCACUCCUGUAAGGAUAAGUAUUUCCCACAACCUACAAUCAUUUGAAGCCUUGGGCAGCUCUACAAAACAGUAUGUGUGAGACCAAUGUAGCAAAGCAAUUCAGGCCUCAAUUAUCAAGAUUAACAUACCAAUGAAAAUAAGUGGAAAAGGACCUUUACUCAAACAGUUACUGGUUCUGUUACUGGAAGUGAACAGAAAUGGCAAACAUAAUAUACUUCGGGUUCCUACAGAAGGAAAACAAAUGUGUGUGUUUGUUUUGAUUUAUUUUAUUAUUUUUUUAAAUAUCAUAAUUACAUUUCAAUUUAAACGUAGAACUUCAAGUAUAAAGUUUAAAGGCCACCUCUGACCCCAUUCUGUUCUUUUUAAUCCAUCAUCUGUAAGUGUUGUGUGUAAAUUGAUUGCACAUCUGAUGCAUUAUCAGACACGGGUGGAUUAAUGCCUAGGGGCCCCAGCCACUUAGGUGGCCCCCAAUAAAACUCACUAUAACUGGUGGAUCAAAAUAUAGCAGUAAAUAAAUAUAGCAAAAAUGUAGCAAUAAAUAUUCUUUAAUAUAAUAAUGAAUGAAUACAAUGUCCAGGUGUUUAAGUAUAUCAGAAUUUUGACACGUUAAGAUCUCUACGCUAUCAAAUCAAUGACACAUACUACAAAACUACACAUGCACACCUCUGGUCUCUAAUAAUAUAAGGGAUAUGUGUUUAGACAGAUACUAAGAGUGUGCGCGUUGUUGUAAAUGGCUACCUGUGUGAACUCUGUAAACAACACCUUUACUUUUUUUGACAUGAGUGCAUGGAUUCUCGGAUGCAACUAUUUAGUGUGAAUAUUAUUGUUGGAAUUUAUGAAAUAACUAAAGCAGUAGCGCUGCUAUCCCAGUAUUUAAAGAACAUUGUAUUAUUCUGUAGUUUACACACGAAAGACAUCCUAAUGUAAAACUUGAAAUGUAGGUAAAUUUUUUAAAAUCGUUUCACAGGUCAUGUAUUAUAUCGUGUUAUAUACAUGUAUCGUAUAAUCACUUUUUUAUUUUCCUUUGAACAACUUUAUUCUGCAGCAGGUCAAGUGUUUUCUGGUAAAAUAUUCUAUUAAGGAAGGUUGCGGAGGUUGCCUUCUUUAAUAACGGUAUCCGUUGUUUGGAGGUAUUAUGGUUCUGCAAAUAAAAUAAAUGAUUUAAGUGCAAUUAUUGUUGUUUAAGUUUUGGUAAGGAGGCUGGUGUAGUUUUUGGUAUAGGGCAGUAGGUGAACAAAUGUGGGUUUGAGUUUUUCUGAAAGCAGAUAAAGGUAUUUUAUUAGUUUUUUGUGACAAAAUCAAGCAGUUUCAUUUAAGCAUAGUAUAUUGUAAUAUGAUUUCCUUUGUAUUAAUGCAGCAGGUAAAUGUUCUACAGGUCUAUUCAUGCAUUUUACUGUUGUUUUAAAGGGGGGAGGGGAUGUUCUUUGUGCCCCAGGGCUCCAAAAAGUCUUAACCCACCUCUGAUCAUACAUAUGUAUUCAGCAGAAAGAUUAUUAAUAUGGUUUAUUCAGGUAGCUCCAGCAGUGAUAAAGAAGAUGGGUUGUCUUUAUUGUCCAACAUGACAUGCACACACAGCCUGUUACAUUAUUUAAUUGUUGCUUUGUUACUGUGGAGUUUGAACUGCUGUCUGUAGCUGAAGGACUAAAAUACAAGUAAACAGCUAGUAAAAUGCAACCUGGUUACGUUGGAGCUCAUUUGUGCUGGAUACAGUACAUCACAAUACAAGGAAGAAAGCUGUAUAUUUGUAACUUUGUAAUUUUCGUUAUUAUGAUCUUGCAUAAAUUGCUGCCUGUGGAUUUUGCUUGAGGAUAAAGUAUUCGAUACUAAUUCCAGCAAUACAGUGCCUGCUCUGAGUUUCUGGAUUUCUAAUUCUGCAG
This is a messenger RNA of Polyodon spathula (Mississippi paddlefish), 2997 nucleotides long. It is a transcript of the gene kitlga, whose product is annotated as kit ligand a. Gene Ontology annotation, biological process: positive regulation of cell population proliferation; cell adhesion. Gene Ontology annotation, cellular component: plasma membrane. The transcript is spliced from 10 exons. Gene Ontology annotation, molecular function: cytokine activity; stem cell factor receptor binding. The coding region runs from base 284 to 1117 and encodes 277 amino acids. The record is from RefSeq and is a predicted model, not a curated record. Lineage: Eukaryota; Metazoa; Chordata; Actinopteri; Acipenseriformes; Polyodontidae.